Molecule: messenger RNA, 384 nt
Organism: Ilex paraguariensis (yerba mate)
Lineage: Eukaryota; Viridiplantae; Streptophyta; Magnoliopsida; Aquifoliales; Aquifoliaceae
Source: the annotation of a GenBank genome assembly
AUGCCUAAGGGUCUAAAGUACUAUUUUACUUCUCUCACUAGUUUGAAGAACCACACCACGGUCUGGUCCUUUGAUCCUUGCAGCUAUGCGUUUCUUGGGGAAGAGAACGCCUUCACGUUUCGCGGUGCAUCGGAUUUCUUGGAUCCAGACUUCAUGAACAAAACUUUGGCUAUUGUCCCGAUAGUGCUCGACUGGGUGAUAGGGAAUCUGAGUUGUGCACAAGCCAAAGCUGCAAAUGAUUAUGCUUGCCGAGGGAACAGUUAUUGUAAUGACUCGGAUAGUGGUUUUGGAGGUUAUCGUUGUAGCUGCAAUCAAGGUUAUGAGGGCAAUCCCUACCUCAGCCCCGGCUGCCAAGGCGUGGUUUUCUAUAAUGAGCAGUAUUAG